AUAUUGCAACUAUUAUUGCAACUGCUAUUGCAACUGCUAUUGCAAUUACAACUGCAGCUUCAAUUGCCAUAAUUGUCUUAAAUGAUAUUAUUCAAUUGAAUACUAUUGAUCCUAAUGACUUACCUGCUUUUUCACUUUUAAUCAAUAUAACCACAUUAGUUCAAGAAGAUCUAAAAAUUGAAAAUGAAGAUAUAACUAUAAAUAUUUCAGUUAGAAAUUACAUAGAUCAAGAUUACAUCAAUAUUGAAAUAAUAUGUUAUUAUCUCACUUCUACACAAUCUACUAGAGUUAAGAAAAACACUAGACAAAAAAAAACUUCUAUCACCUCAAAACCAUAUCUCAAAAUCAAAUCCCAUUCAAAAGUAACUGACUUAGUAAGUAAUAUCUUAAAUAAUAUUUUAGAUCCAAAUAUAUCUAAUCAAACUACUAAUUCAAGUAUAUCUAAUCAAGCUAUCGACUCAAAUAUAUUCACUCAAGCUACUAAUUCAAAAAUAUCUGAUUAA
Molecule: messenger RNA, 503 nt
Organism: Scutellospora calospora
Lineage: Eukaryota; Fungi; Glomeromycota; Glomeromycetes; Diversisporales; Gigasporaceae
Source: the annotation of a GenBank genome assembly